CAUGUUAUUGAUAGAACCGGUUCGUUCAAGUGUAGCCUGCCAGUGGGAAGUUUAAUACACUGGCCAUGACCUAUAGUGGAGAUGUCUAUUUCGUUCCCGUAUUGUUUUGGGAUUUGAAUAAGUUCCGAACCUUGUGCAUUUGUGGGACCCGUCUCACGAGUGCACGGCGUCUGUCGCGCCUCGGAUUUGGGUUCUGGGGCAUGACAGAUUUAGUGCCAAUGGAUCUUAGAACCGUGGUGAGACGAGUGAUGGGGUUAUACAAGGGACAAGUUUGAUUGUAAAUGUUGGCGAAAUUGAUCUAGUUCUGGAACUUUUAGUUUGGAUGAUAAACUGAGAUGAUAAUGAUAAAUCAGGAAUUUGUGUUUGGGGAUUUUAAAUGCUCCGUUGAUAAAAGUUCUUGCAAAAUUGAUUGACUUAGUUUUAUGGUUCCUUGUGUCAAUGUAUCUUCUGAUGAGGUAUUGUGCUUAGGCUCAAAUCUGUUUUGCGUUUAGGCUUACCGUUUUGGGUGUGUGACGAAGAGGGACUCUAAGCUUUUCAGCUCCUCCCCUCUUCUUCCACUCCGGAAAUCAUUUCCAAUUCUUGAUGCUUUUUGUUCUCUAAAUCUCCAGUUCCCUUCAGUUUUUGGAGUGGUUGAUGAUUUUAGUGUCUGUGUGAAUCUGCUUGUAAGCUUUUGUUUCAGACUUAAAACAAGUUAUCUUGCAUUCGUAACGGUAAUUAAUUUGGUUCAAUAUAUCUGUUUGAUACUUGAUGAUUUUUGAGUGGAUAACUUGAUUUGCCUGUGUAAUGAACUUAGAUGUGAAGC
Messenger RNA from Rubroshorea leprosula, 802 nucleotides. The record is from the annotation of a GenBank genome assembly. Lineage: Eukaryota; Viridiplantae; Streptophyta; Magnoliopsida; Malvales; Dipterocarpaceae.